CGGAAGAACAAGAAAAUUCGUUUAGUCAGUUGUCGUCAUCCUUCGUGCCAAAACAACUUCUUUCUCGACCCUGCUAGAAAAUGGCUGGAACAGCUUUAAAAAGACUCAUGGCGGAAUGCAAACUUCAACAUAAUGAUAUGGAUACAGCUAGUUGUGUUCAACAUCUUCUUCCUUUGCAGAGCUAAACCUCAAUCCUCCAGAAGGCAUUGUAGCAGGGCCUGUAAACGAGGAGAACUUUUUUGAAUGGGAGGCUCUGAUUAUGGGACCAGAAGACACGUGUUUUGAGGGUGGUGUGUUCCCUGCCAUCCUCAGUUUCCCAUCAGACUACCCCCUCAGUCCCCCCAAGAUGAAGUUCACCUGUGACAUGUUCCAUCCUAACAUCUACCCAGAUGGACGUGUGUGUAUCUCAAUCCUGCAUGCUCCUGGUGAUGACCCCAUGGGCUAUGAGAGCAGCGCUGAGAGGUGGAGUCCUGUACAGAGCGUGGAGAAGAUCCUGCUGUCUGUUGUCAGCAUGCUCGCUGAGCCGAAUGACGAGAGUGGAGCAAAUGUGGACGCCUCUAAGAUGUGGCGUGACGACAGAGAGCAGUUCAAUCGGCUAGCCAAUCAGAUUGUGCGCAAAUCUCUGGGUCUCUGACUCUCCUGAAUACAGACACACACACACACUCUCUCACACUCCUGAACAAGGAGGAUUGACUGUUGAACAUCUAUGAGGAUACAAAUCCCUACAGAAGAGAAAAAUCUCUGUGCUGAGUGUUGUAGGGUACUACCCCCUUACCUCCAACAGUGUGAGAACUUUAUUCAUACUCUCUUCCCUCUGCCUUGAUUGGGUGGAUGAGUGGACAAAUUGCUUGUGUUGAAGAACAUUUUUAUACACUUACCAGACAGUGUUCCAGUAGAGAGUCAAGCAUCAAUCACAGAACAAGUACACAAGGCAGUGAUUCACAGGCAUUUUGCCCUGCCGGUUUGGUUUUAUUUCUGUUAUGCCUAUUACCUGUCCAUAGUUUGAGGUAACCAGUGGAAUGCAGCUUUAGUUUGAUGACAGUAUCCUGAUGCAUGCUUCAGAGCCUCCUAAUACAAUGCUUUGUAAUGAAAAUCAUACAAGGUAGUAACUUUACUCUAUCAGAUUUGUGUUUUAUAAACAGAUUAUAUGACUGAUCAUUUGGGAUGAUGAAAAAGAUUGUGUCUGUGGUUGCAAAUUAAAAAUGAGUUAUAAUUAAAAACAUUUAAUUACA
Myxocyprinus asiaticus (Chinese sucker) is the source of this 1232-nucleotide messenger RNA. It is a transcript of the gene ube2g2, whose product is annotated as ubiquitin-conjugating enzyme E2G 2 (UBC7 homolog, yeast). Bases 260 to 634 code for a protein of 124 amino acids. Lineage: Eukaryota; Metazoa; Chordata; Actinopteri; Cypriniformes; Catostomidae. Gene Ontology annotation, cellular component: cytosol; endoplasmic reticulum. The transcript has 6 exons. The record is from RefSeq and is a predicted model, not a curated record.